Malaya genurostris is the source of this 2322-nucleotide messenger RNA. RefSeq names its product zinc finger protein 271-like. Gene Ontology annotation, molecular function: zinc ion binding; RNA polymerase II transcription regulatory region sequence-specific DNA binding; DNA-binding transcription factor activity, RNA polymerase II-specific. Gene Ontology annotation, biological process: regulation of transcription by RNA polymerase II. Lineage: Eukaryota; Metazoa; Arthropoda; Insecta; Diptera; Culicidae. Gene Ontology annotation, cellular component: nucleus. The transcript has 4 exons. The coding region runs from base 47 to 2269 and encodes 740 amino acids. The record is from RefSeq and is a predicted model, not a curated record.
GAAAUGUCAAAAUAUUAUUCUAACUUUCGGAAAUGAAAUUUUUUGAAUGUUUCGUAUUUAUUUCUACAGAACUAGUUCAAUAAUGGAAAAUCUUGAAAAUGUCUGUCGAAUUUGUUUAACCGGUGGCACGACAGGAGUUGAUUGUUUGAUGAUAAACAUCUUUCUGCAGCAGGAUGAGGCACCAGAUCCGGAAUUUUCGAUUGUUUCGGCCGUACAAGUAAUUUGUGGCUUGGAUAUUUCGGAAACUGACAACUAUCCUAAACAAAUUUGCUUAAUCUGUUAUUCGCGACUUGUGGAUGCAUGCAGUUUGCGUAAUCAGUCCCAGAAAUCUAUAGAAAUGCUCUCCGCUAUAAAGACCAAAGCGACUGUCUUAGAAGUAUCCAGCACUGAGGUAGACGAUGAAAGCAUGUAUGAUGUUGAGUAUUUGGAAGACGAACAGGACACUUUUGUUCCAGAGUUUGUUGAUUUUAAACUCGAGUGCGAUGAUGGGGCGGAGAUUACAAUCGAACAGUCUGUUGUGGAUGACAGGCCGUAUGAACCUGAAUAUCAUUGCUGCGGAUGUCUCGAAUCAUAUAGCACUGAAAUUGGACUAAGGAAACAUUCGUUCCGAGUGCAUCGACCUAAGCUAGUAACAUCAUCGAUUGAGAAAAAUCAAUGUAACGUAUGUUUUAAGUCAUUUCGUAGUAUUCAAAAGCUAAAGGCACACCGAAUUGGUAAAAACAAUGUACAGCCAAUGAAAACGUGCGACUUUUGUGGAUGUAGUUUCUGCUCUUCCACCGGACUUUCCAAGCAUCACAAUUUAUUCCACGCUGACAAACUGCUGAAGUGUUGUAGAUGUUCUUUUAGUACGUCAAACAGGAACGAGUUUUCCCAACAUGUAGAAUGUCACGAAACGAAACCAGAUCUGGGCAUAAAAUCCGGACUUUUUGCAUGUGUUGUUUGCAGCGCACGAUUUGAAACGCUGUCUGAGAGAAGAACACACCGGCGCUACCCAUACCGAAAACGUCGAAUAAAAGAGCAAGCAGAUGAAGUUACGGUUACGGUAUUGCGUUGUUGUGGAUGUCCAAAGGUAUUUAAUUCCAUCAAAGAGCUACGGAACCACCAAAACGAAAUGCACUUUCAAGAAAGGGUUAAAUCUUUUGAUGAUGAAUUGACGAUCGAGUGCGGUGGAUGUUAUAAGCUGUUUAAAAACACCACUACGCUAAAUAAACACAUUCGUCGAGCGGCGGACAAAAAAUUGUACGCUUGCAGUAAGUGCACUGUCUCUCGUCGCUCGUUGAAAGAAUUGAUUGAACAUGAAGCUACUCACAAAGGUGGAGGGGCGUUUAUCUGUUGCGGUUGUCGUAAAGGUUUCGAGACGCAGGUUGAUUUGGAAAAACAUUCGCUGGAAGUGCAUUCUAAAAGACCUAAAAUUUAUUACAACGAUGAGUCCGAUACCAUCAGGCCAUUCGAGUGUAAGGUUUGCUAUCGAAGAUACAAAUCCGCCAGGGAUCUCCGUGGGCAUCAACGGUUCGUGUACUACGAUAGGAUUCACAUAUGUGACGUAUGUGGCAAGGGUUUUCCUCAGGAAAACAGCCUUACAGUGCACAUGGCCAGACAUAAAUCAGAAGCCGAAUUUCCCUGCCCUAUUUGUGGUAAGAAGUACAAACACAAAAAUAUUGUGCGCAAUUGUGUGGCGCGCCACGAACGCCCCAAGGUGCAUAAGUGUAAAAUUUGUGACGUAGUUUUCCCGGCCGCUUCGAAUCUAUAUUCUCAUAUGAUUUCUCACUCUGAAGAUCGACGCUACAAAUGUGACAUCUGUGAACAGAUGUUCAAAAGAAGCUUUCAUCUUCGGAAGCAUAAAAUAACUCAUACUAGUGAAAAAAAUUAUCCAUGUGGACAUUGUUCGGCUCGGUUCUGUUCUACAACGGAGUUGUAUAAACAUGAAAUUCGUCACACCGGGCUUUAUCCUUACGAGUGCAGCAUUUGCAAUAAAAAACUAACAACGCGCCAGGUAUUCAUCAAACACUACGAAAGUCACAUUGAUGAAAAGGACAAGGUGUUCAAGUGUGAGAUUUGCCCAAAACGAUUCAGCCAAGAACACUUUUUGGCCAAUCACAUGAAAUACAGCCAUCGAAUUGAACCGCAGGACAAGCAUUGGAAUGAUAAAUUCAAUCGUCAGGGACCAACUAGAAUGAAGGGUGGUCUGCGAACCGCCGGUGUUAGACUGGCCAAUGUUACUGGGGUCAGCAAGCAAAAGGAAGAAAUUGAAGAGAACUCUUCAGAAUGAAGCACAUGUUUUGAAAAGUGAAAAAAAUACAAAAUUUGUACAACAAAUAGCAG